Molecule: messenger RNA, 3230 nt
Organism: Synchiropus splendidus (mandarinfish)
Lineage: Eukaryota; Metazoa; Chordata; Actinopteri; Syngnathiformes; Callionymidae
Gene: acsbg2
Product: acyl-CoA synthetase bubblegum family member 2
Exons: 15
Coding region: 161-2425 (754 amino acids)
Cellular component (GO): endoplasmic reticulum; membrane
Molecular function (GO): long-chain fatty acid-CoA ligase activity
Source: RefSeq, a predicted model, not a curated record
GGGGCAGGGCCAGCGAAGCCGGCUGCCGCGUUUGAAAAUGAAUGAUCGUGAGCACAAAUAGUAGACACGUUGCUGCUGCUGAUAGUUGACUAAAUCGAAGAUAAAAGGGAGAGAAAGUGAGCCUUCACAGUAGAAGUCCGAUUCAAACUACAUCUCAGCCAUGCAAUUGACUGCGGGUCCUGCCACAAUGACUGAUGUCGCAGUGAUGAACUCCCCCAUGUCUGGUGACCUCCUGGAGUCAUCGUUGGCUUCAGCCGUCGUCGACACAGCCAACGAGUCCUCAGAGGAAGAGCCCACAGUGGAAAAUGGAGAGGUGUCUGGCCCAAGUGAUGAUGAACUCUGCAGCCCCAUCCCUAUCGCUAACACAGAAGCUGUCAGUAGCCAGCGCCCACAGUCCCUGCCCCUGUCUGCAGCGGCCGAAUUGGGCCUGUGGACAUCGCAGAUUGACGGCGAGGUGAAACUGAGGAUGGAGUCGUCGGGAAUGGCGGCCAGACAGCCUUGCACCAUCCACGACGUCUUCGUCUCCACUGUGAAGAAUUACGGCGACUUCACUGCGUUGGGAUGGAAGGAGGGUGACCAGCAGAAGACCAUGACCUACAGAGAGUAUUACCAGUCGUGCCGCACCGCUGCCAAGAGUUUCCUGAAGCUCGGCUUGGAGCGUUUCCAUGGCGUCUGCAUCUUGGGAUUCAACUCUGCCGAGUGGCUGAUCGCAGAUCUGGGAGCCAUCCUGGCAGGGGGCUUGGGGGUGGGUGUGUACAGCACCAACUCUCCCGAGGCGUGUCACUAUGUGGCGGAGAACUGCAAAGCAAACAUAAUUGUGGUGGAGAAUGACAAGCAACUGCAGAAGAUCCUGGAGGUUGAAGACAGACUACCGCAUCUGAAAGCCAUCAUCCAGUACAAAGAUCAAGUGAAGAAGAAGAGACCCAAUCUGUACUCGUGGGCGGAGUUUAUGGCCCUGGGGCGCGAUGAACCCGACGGCCCUCUGGAUCAAAUUAUCUCCACCUUGAAACCAAACCAGUGCUGCCUGCUCAUCUACACCUCAGGAACCACGGGACAGCCCAAAGGGGUGAUGAUCAGCCAUGAUAAUAUCACAUGGACGUCCUACUGUGUCAGCAAGUACGUUUGUCUGAAAAGUCCCACCGAGUCACAAGAGAGAGUGGUCAGCUACCUGCCUCUCAGCCACAUCGCUGCUCAGCUUGUCGACAUCUGGAUCACCAUGACAACCGGUGCUGCCACCUACUUCGCCAACCCUGACGCCCUCAAGGGGUCCCUGGUGACCACUUUGAAGGAGGUGCGUCCCACCGCCUUCAUGGGCGUUCCUCGCGUCUGGGAGAAGAUGCAGGAGUCUAUGCAGUCGGCUGGGUCCAAGGCUUCCAUCCUGCGCAGGAAGGUGGCCGUGUGGGCCAAAUCUGUGGGCCUGAAGAAGAACAUGAAGGAUUUGGGAGCGACCCGUCUCUCCCAGCGUAGCCCCCUGAGCUACCGGUUGGCGAAGAAGCUGGUAUUCACAAGGGUCCGCGAGGCUCUGGGUUUGGACCGCUGCAGGCUGUGCUACACUGGAGCCGCUCCAAUCACCAAAGACACGCUGGAGUUCUUCCUCAGCCUGAACAUCCCAGUCUACGAGCUGUACGGAAUGAGUGAAUGCACUGGACCUCACACCAUGUCCUACGAGAACAUCCACCGCCUCACCAGCUGCGGCAUGCCCAUAUCCAAGUCCUGCAAGACCAAGCUGAACAACCCAGAUGCAGAUGGCAACGGCGAGGUCUGCUUCUGGGGUCGCCAUGUCUUCAUGGGUUACCUGAACAUGCCCGAAAAGACAGAGGAGGCUCUGGAUGCUGAGGGGUGGCUGCACUCCGGUGACCUUGGCAAACACGACAGGGAUGGAUUUCUGUACAUCACCGGGAGAAUAAAAGAGCUGAUCAUCACAGCUGGAGGGGAGAACAUUCCUCCCGUCCCAAUCGAGGACGAGGUGAAGAAAGCCCUGCCGCUGAUCAGCAACGCCAUGCUGAUCGGAGACAAGAGGAAGUUCCUCGCCAUGCUGCUGACAAUCAAGUGUAAGAUGAACCCAGACACCGGCAGCCCAGAAGACGACCUGACAGACGAAGCAGUGGAGAUCUGCAGGAAGCUGGGCAGCAGUGCCACACGUGUCUCAGACAUCGUAAACAGCAAAGACCCCGCCGUCUACACCGCCCUGCAGAAGGGAAUCGACGAAGUCAACAAGGUGGCCACCUCCAACGCUCAGCGUAUCCAAAAGUGGAUCAUCCUGGAUCACGACUUCUCCAUCGCAGGAGAGGAACUCGGUCCCACCAUGAAGCUGAAGCGUCCCACUGUAACAAAGCUGUACGCUGAGCAGAUCGAGAACAUUUACAAAGAGAUGGCGACUCCAGUGAGCCCGGUGAGUCCUGACAACCCUCUGCCGCCAAAGUAAAUCCUCCAGUGGAGGGCGCCGUGCGCGAUAUCUUGCAGGUCUUACCUGGUCACGUGUUCUUUAUUCUAACAUUUAAACGCCUUAAUUUUCGGACUCGGUUCACCAAUAACAAAAUGAGCUUUAUGACCUAAAGGAUCAAGCAAACAUGACUAUUUGUGUUACUGUGACAAAUGAAGUGACAACAGACUUGUACUGUAAAAUAAGAGAAUCCAAACAUGCUUUAUUUAUUCUUUUGCCAAAGUCUGUCUGUGUACGUGGGCCAAACGAGCUUCAGAUGAAGAAGUGGAGCUGACUGCUCCACAAAAGUUCAGUCUUUGUUGUUGUUGUUAAGGAAAUAAAGGGGUUUGUGUUUUGCAGCCAUUUACUUUUGUUCCCCAUCCUGUUCCUCAUCUUGUUAAAACGUUUUGAAGCCAUAAAUGAAGCUUUUUUUUUUUUUUUUUAUACUAUUGAAUUCUGACACACGUUGUACAUAUGUUGUAUUCCAUCAGCCCGCGUUUGUUUUUCCGUGUUAUGGGAUGAAUGCUACAUAUCUUACUGUCGACAGGAAAGACAUGGGUGAAUUUGAAUCAACAGUGGCGGUCAAGAGAGCUGUUGCUGCACAUAGGAGUUUAACAGGGAGGGCUCCAGCUCAAGUUCAGGGAAGUGGUGUAGUAUUUCAUGCUGUUUGCAGUGAAGGAAAUUGCACUAAUGAUUUAAGAUUCCCUGGAAAUCACUGUAAUGUCACUCUAUCUGGUUACAAAAUGUUGGUGAUGGAAGGAACAAGAUGAAUGUUUGAUAAAAUCUGGAUUAAACUUUUGAAAACCUC